ACCGUUUUCUCUCUCUCUCUCUCUCUCACAGAAACUCUAGUUUAAAUAUGAUUCUCACUUGUUUUCUUUUUUUCUCACCAUCACGCCUUCUCCAAUUCCAACUUUCUUCUCAUCUAACACUCCUCCAACUACAAAACCCACCUCUUCAAAUUUCUGUUUAACGUCCACAACGUUUAAAGUUUGUGUUUUUUUUUUUUCUUUUUUUCAGUUAUAUUAUUUCCUCAUCAUAACCCAGGGUGAAUCUUGUAUUGGAGGCAUAGAUUCUCCAUGGGUGAAGCUCCGGCUUUCAUUGUGGAUGAUCUGCAGAAUGGGAACGGAUUUCCAAUUUCAAAUGGCUUUGGUUUGAAGUCCAAAGCCGGUGAAACAACCACUAUCAUUGGUGAUAAAACAUACCUUAUUGCUGGGAGUGAUGAAUCUAUUGGAGUUAAGAUUUACGACAAAUCGACAGGAAAAUGGACGAUUCCUACUGUGUUGGGAAAAGAACCCAAACCCUGUAAAGGCCAUUCAGCUGUUGCUAUAAAUGAAGAUCGAAUAUUGGUUAUUAAGAAGGGGGCCACUCCAGAUGACUGCAUUUGGUUUCUUGAGGUGGACACCCAAUAUGUUCGGGAGCAGAAAACAGUUGAAACUGAGAUUGUUGCCUGGAGUAAAGGGGUGAUAGGCAAUGCCCAGAAGCCAGUUGUUAUUAGUGGUCCUUCUGGGGUUGGUAAGGGUACAUUGAUAUCCUUGCUCAUGAAGGAAUUUCCAUCCAUGUUUGGAUUCUCUGUGAGCCACACAACUCGUAAACCACGGGACAUGGAAAAGGAUGGGGUGCAUUACCACUUCACUGAGCGUAGUGUUAUGGAGAAAGAGAUAAAAGAUGGGAAGUUCCUUGAGUUUGCCUCAGUUCAUGGAAAUCUUUAUGGAACCAGUAUUGAAGCUGUUGAGGUGGUAGCAGAUGAUGGAAAGAGAUGCAUUCUUGACAUUGAUGUUCAAGGGGCGAGAUCGGUGAGGGCUAGUUCUCUUGAAGCUAUUUUCAUCUUUAUCUGUCCACCAUCAAUGGGGCAGUUAGAGGAGCGCCUUCGUGCAAGGGGAACUGAGACAGAAGAACAAAUCCUAAAACGACUUUGCAAUGCCAAGGCAGAGAUUGAGCAAGGGACAUCCUCUGGAAUCUUUGAUCAUAUUUUGUAUAAUGAUAAACUUGAUGAGUGUUACAAGACCCUUAAGAAACUAUUGGGUCUUGAUGGAAGUACAGUUGCAAACAGUCAAACAGUUGUGAUUCCAGCACCCAGAGGGAUUGAUUUGCCAGUGGACCAUUCGGUAUCAAAAAUUGAUAAUAAAAUCCUCAUAAAUUGUGGGACUCCAGGAUCAGGAGAAGCAUCAAAGAACUUGAUUGUAUUGGAUGUAUCCUCUCUUAAAGAAGGAGCACCUGGACGGACUAGAGGGCUUGAUGUUUACACUGUCUAUUCAUUUUCAGAUGGCCUGAAUGGGAUCAAUAAGUUGAGCUAACGGUUCUCAAAGCCGUUGAUACUAACAUGGGUUUUCAUUUAAAAUUUUUCUCUAAGCUCUUUUUAUACAACUUAGAAAGGGGAGUCUUGAUGAAGCUCUAGUUGU
This is a messenger RNA of Pistacia vera, 1590 nucleotides long. Its product is annotated as guanylate kinase 2. The transcript has 11 exons. Gene Ontology annotation, cellular component: cytosol. Gene Ontology annotation, molecular function: GMP kinase activity; protein binding. Gene Ontology annotation, biological process: purine nucleotide metabolic process. The record is from RefSeq and is a predicted model, not a curated record. NCBI's taxonomy places the organism in Eukaryota, Viridiplantae, Streptophyta, Magnoliopsida, Sapindales, Anacardiaceae. Bases 268 to 1485 code for a protein of 405 amino acids.